GUUUUGAGUCGUCGACCGUUGCGGACGGAAAUUCAGAUUAGGAUCUGUAUUAAUUAGUAAAAAAUAAAGUUUACCGCGCGUUCCGUAAUUCCACUCACACACAUACCAACACCCAAGCAGCAGCAGCAGUAGCCGCAGCGGAUUAAAACUUCGUCACUCUAGCAACAAACAGAAAAAAAACACCUACAAAAUGGCCGAUCAGCUGACAGAGGAACAGAUCGCCGAGUUCAAAGAGGCAUUCUCGCUAUUCGACAAGGACGGCGAUGGCACCAUCACAACAAAGGAGUUGGGCACAGUCAUGCGCUCCCUGGGCCAGAAUCCCACAGAGGCCGAGCUGCAGGACAUGAUCAACGAGGUUGAUGCCGACGGCAACGGCACAAUUGACUUCCCUGAAUUCCUUACAAUGAUGGCACGCAAAAUGAAGGACACCGAUAGCGAAGAGGAGAUCCGGGAAGCCUUCAGAGUGUUCGACAAGGACGGCAACGGCUUCAUCUCCGCGGCCGAGUUGCGUCACGUGAUGACAAAUCUGGGCGAGAAACUCACAGACGAGGAGGUCGAUGAGAUGAUCCGGGAGGCUGAUAUCGAUGGCGACGGUCAGGUCAAUUACGAAGAAUUCGUGACUAUGAUGACAUCGAAGUGAAGCGUUAAAUUAUUUCUUUUUAAGCCUUUCUAUUUUUUUAAGAUGUUGACGAAGACUGUAGCUGUGCGCAAUAACAUCGCGCCACGCUGUUGCUAUGGACCCCAGUAAAAGAUCUUAAAAAAACAACAACAAACAACAAAGAGUUAAGCAAAAAACAACCAACAUAAAGGAGAAUAAGAAGCAAAAAACAUUUAAGAAACUUUAAAACAAAUAAAACUUACACUUAAAAAACAAAAGCAAAAGCAAAUGAAAAUUUAAACAAGCAAAAAUGAAACAACCGAAUUCAGUGGGAAGGAAUUACAUUAAACUGAGCGAGAAGGUUAAACGAGAAAACAACAUAAUUUUAAUGCAACAACAAACAACAACAACUACAACAACCAAGCAGCAUACUUAAUGAAGUCACCGUUUAAAACCACAAACAACUACAACAACAACAAGAACAACCAGCAGCAACAAACAAGAAUCGCAUGUUAUCGUUUCGAGUAACUAGAACAAGUCUAUCACUACACUGAAACAAAAUGAGCAGCGAGAAGAUGAGCAAGCAGAGGGCGAAGCAAGAAGCAGCAGCAGCAUCCACCAGUAUUGCCGAUUGAUGGCGCCCAUGGCGCAUCAAGGUCAGCGCGCCACCUGGCGACGGCGGCACGCAACGGCUGCAUUUUGUUUGACAGUUUUCCACUAAAAAGUAAAUGAAAACCCGACUCUGUAAGCUAGCAAAUUGUGUUUAAAGUAUAAUGAAAAAUUGUCGAUUUCGUUGCAAGAAGAAUAAAAAUAAAAGCUAAACAAACAACAAAUAAAAAUAAAAAUACAAAUAAAACAAAAA
This is a messenger RNA of Drosophila teissieri, 1460 nucleotides long. Its product is annotated as calmodulin. The coding region runs from base 191 to 640 and encodes 149 amino acids. The record is from RefSeq and is a predicted model, not a curated record. Gene Ontology annotation, molecular function: enzyme regulator activity; calcium ion binding. The transcript is spliced from 5 exons. Lineage: Eukaryota; Metazoa; Arthropoda; Insecta; Diptera; Drosophilidae.